Zea mays is the source of this 2556-nucleotide messenger RNA. RefSeq names its product 6-phosphogluconate dehydrogenase 2. NCBI's taxonomy places the organism in Eukaryota, Viridiplantae, Streptophyta, Magnoliopsida, Poales, Poaceae. Gene Ontology annotation, biological process: pentose-phosphate shunt. The transcript has 2 exons. The coding region runs from base 909 to 2357 and encodes 482 amino acids. The record is from RefSeq and is a predicted model, not a curated record. Gene Ontology annotation, molecular function: NADP binding; phosphogluconate dehydrogenase (decarboxylating) activity.
AUGGUUCACGGGCUGCGGGCUGCGGGCUGCGGGCUGCGGCGGCCGACGGGACCGGUGUGAGCAGGCGACCACGAAGGGGCCCACCCGUCGGUGGCUGCCUGCCCCCGCUCGUCAACAACUACCCCGAAAGCCGCCAAGCGGCUGCUGCGCAAGGUGCGAAAGGCACCUUCCCUGCCCGAUUGGCGAUUUAAGUGGUGGGGGAGGGAAGGCCGAUGGUCAGUGAAAGAGAGGUAGGUGGCCGGACGGUGGUGGCAUCGCCAAUUCAACUCCGCAUCUGAAUCGGCACUCGGCAGCGCGCCAGCUCCAUAGGUGAGGCUUCGGAUCCCGAUCUCCGCACCCUGUCCGAUUCCAGCUCCGUCCUCCCCGGAUUUCAGUUCCACCGCGUUGAGGUUUUCUUUUUUUGUCUCCUUUGGGUCCUCUUGUUCCCGAAGCAUGGGGACUGGGGGUUGAAUUCGUGUAGAGAUCCAGAUGAUUGCGCUGCUAGCUCCGAUCGCCGAUUUUACUCUGCUGCCUGCCGGUCCAGAUCCAUGGAAGCAAGUCGAUGAACUUAGAGGGCUUCCGCUCUGGAUUUUCUUUGAAAAUAAGUUAGAGUCCUGUCAAACACCUCUUUUCUCUGCCAAACGAUCUACAAAAUGGCUUUAGCUUAGAAAACUGUUUAGUUAGAAAACUGUUUAGCUUAGAAAACUGUUUACUCGGCCAGGGGACAGAGAGACGCAUUACCUUGCCUUCUUGCUCUUUUCGCCUCUAGCGGUGCUGUGUAUUCAGUUACUUCGUCUCAAAGAAAUUCAGUUGGUUUCAUCCUAUACACCUAUAUGUAGCCGGCCCUGUGACUCGCAGGGCAGCGUAUGAUCUUUGAUCCUCGGCUUAUGUAUUCACCUCAUCGGCCGCUUAACCUUGUGUAGGAGGAGAUGGCGCUCACAAGAAUCGGUCUUGCUGGCCUUGCGGUCAUGGGGCAGAACCUUGCCCUCAACAUUGCAGAGAAAGGGUUCCCCAUCUCUGUGUACAACAGGACAACCUCCAAGGUGGACGAGACCGUGCAGCGUGCCAAGGCAGAAGGAAACCUUCCCGUCUACGGCUUCCAUGACCCCGCGUCCUUUGUGAAGUCCAUUCAGAAGCCACGGGUGGUGAUCAUGCUCGUCAAGGCCGGCGCGCCAGUUGACCAGACCAUCGCGACGCUCGCAGCUCACUUGGAGCAGGGCGACUGCAUCAUCGAUGGGGGGAACGAGUGGUACGAGAACACGGAGAGGAGGGAGAAGGCCAUGGAGGAGCGCGGCCUCCUGUAUCUUGGCAUGGGUGUCUCUGGAGGAGAGGAGGGUGCCCGCAACGGCCCGUCCUUGAUGCCCGGAGGCUCGUUCGAGGCUUACAAGUACGUCGAAGACAUUGUCCUCAAGGUGGCUGCUCAGGUCCCUGACAGUGGCCCGUGUGUCACGUACAUUGGCAAAGGUGGAUCGGGCAACUUUGUCAAGAUGGUUCACAACGGAAUCGAGUAUGGCGAUAUGCAGCUGAUUUCCGAGGCAUACGACGUUCUCAAGUCGGUCGGUAAGCUCACCAACAGUGAGCUGCACCAGGUGUUCUCCGAGUGGAACAAGGGCGAGCUCCUGAGCUUCUUGAUCGAGAUCACGGCCGACAUCUUUGGCAUCAAGGACGAGCAUGGCGAUGGCUACCUGGUGGACAAGGUCCUUGACAAGACCGGGAUGAAAGGGACAGGGAAGUGGACGGUGCAGCAGGCCGCCGAGCUGUCGGUGGCCGCUCCUACGAUCGAGGCGUCCUUGGACUCGAGGUUCCUGAGCGGGCUGAAGGACGAGCGGGUGGAGGCCUCCAAGAUCUUCCAGGGUGACUACUACUCCACCGGCUCGCCGGUGGACAAGGCGCAGCUGGUGGAGGACGUGAGGCAGGCCCUGUACGCGUCCAAGAUCUGCAGCUACGCGCAGGGCAUGAACAUCAUCAAGGCCAAGAGCGCGGAGAAAGGCUGGGGGCUCAACCUCGGCGAGCUGGCCAGGAUCUGGAAGGGCGGGUGCAUCAUCCGCGCCAUCUUCCUGGACCGCAUCAAGAAGGCCUACGACAGGAACCCGGGCCUCGCCAGCCUGCUCGUAGACCCCGAGUUCGCGCAGGAGAUCAUGGACAGGCAGGCGGCGUGGCGCAGGGUGGUGUGCCUCGCCAUCAACAACGGCGUCAGCACCCCGGGAAUGUCCGCUAGCCUGGCCUACUUCGACUCCUACCGCAGGGACAGGCUGCCUGCCAACCUGGUGCAGGCCCAGAGGGACUACUUCGGGGCUCACACCUACGAGAGGGUCGACAUGCCUGGCUCUUUCCACACCGAGUGGUUCAAGAUUGCGCGCAACAUCUCCAACAACUGAUGAGCUGCUCAACGGAUGGCAUGCCCGGUGUUGACUACUCCAGUCGGUAAUGAGAUUUCCUGCAGGAACUUGUCUAUUGAUCUUUGUAAGUUAAUUAUUUAUAUGAAUAAAAUAAGAGCAGACAUGCUUGUGUUUGGGCACCCUCUGUUUUCUCCUCCCUGUUAAUCAAUGCACCAUGCUCCAAAGGUGAUGUACAUAA